AUUUCGACAGCAGCAAUGGCUAAGAGUGAGUGAUCUCCGAUUGUAUCUGCGUUUCUCGACGUGCUCUGCUUGGUUGCGAUUGAUUUGGACGGCGCGCUCCCGAUGGAUUGAUGGAUGGGUUGACGGGAGUGCGGCGGAUUGGCGACCGACGUUGACAGCAAAGCCAAUCCGAGAACGACAUGGCGACAACUAAAUGAUGAUUUCUUCUCUGGCACCUCUUGUUUGAUGGCUCGCUGGCCGUAAAACCCCGGCUUGUCCGAUGAGCUCACCGAAGAUUACUUUUCUGAAUAUGCGACACCCAUCAACUCAGCACCGAGCAAAGCACGUUGAACAUGCAGAUACUACAGUUAUAUGCCACUCAGGCUCAGAAGGCCGCCCUUAAGGGUACCAACGGCAAGAUCCAGAAGAAGAUCAGGACCACUGCCACCUUCCACCGCCCCUCCACCCUCAAGCUUGCCCGUACCCCCAAGUACCCCCGCAAGUCUGUUCCCCACGCUCCUCGCCUCGACGAGUUCAAGGUCAUCGUCAACCCCUUGAACACCGAGUCCGCCAUGAAGAAGAUUGAGGAGAACAACACUCUCGUCUUCAUCUGCGACAUCAAGGCCAACAAGUACCAGAUCAAGGCUGCCAUCAAGAAGCUCUACGACGUUGAGGCUCUCAAGAUCAACACCCUCAUUCGCCCUGACGGUACCAAGAAGGCUUACGUCCGCCUCACCGCUGAUGUUGACGCCCUUGACGUCGCCAACAAGAUUGGCUUCAUCUGAACUACUCGCCAGUAGUCUAUGAUGAAUGGGGAGGGAGAUAAGAGGCCUUGAGACGGAUAUAGAACAGGUUCUUGGAUUGG
Molecule: messenger RNA, 844 nt
Organism: Saitoella complicata NRRL Y-17804
Lineage: Eukaryota; Fungi; Ascomycota; Saitoellomycetes; Saitoellales; Saitoellaceae
Product: 60S ribosomal protein L25-B
Exons: 3
Coding region: 333-764 (143 amino acids)
Biological process (GO): translation; ribosomal large subunit assembly
Cellular component (GO): cytosolic large ribosomal subunit; ribosome
Molecular function (GO): rRNA binding; structural constituent of ribosome
Source: RefSeq, a predicted model, not a curated record